AUGCGAGACCAAAGUGACGGUUCCGAUGUCUCAGAUCACUCACUGUCGACAUCGAAACCAGCGUUCAACCAUAUCGAAAAUAUCCAUACAAACGAACAAGUACCCGGUCACAGCAACUACUACGAGAAAAAUGGCCUGAGGACGGCUGGAGAUGGCGUCGACCACGAGGAGGAUGUUCCAAUGAACUUCGCGAGAAUCAUGGCAUUAGUUGCCAUGGCUUUUCUCUGGACAGGUAGUCAAAUUCCUGUCUACCUCUUCGGCGGAGUCCCACCAUACAUCUACGCCGACAUAGGCGGAACAGACCGCUGGAUCUGGUUUAUCCUCGCCAACCUACUAUCCCUAGCUGCAAUCUGUCCGUUCGUCGGGUCCAUCUCCGAUAUCGUGGGCCGACGAUGGGUUGCCAUGAUCGGUGCAUGCUUCCUCAUUCUAGGCAUGAUUGUGUGUUCAACAGCGCAUACGAUGAACGUCUUCAUCUGCGGCAUGGUGUUUUCCGGCGUGGGUGCGGGCAUCAAUGAAUUGACAGCUUUGGCUGUUACAUCGGAGCUUGCGCCUACGAGCCAGAGGGGUAAGUAUGUUGCCAUACUCGUCUUUACCAUUAUCCCCUUCUGCCCGUCAGUUUUAUGGGCUCAGCUCAUCGCUUCGCAAUCACCGGGUGCAUGGCGAUGGAUCGGAUUGUGGUGUGGGCUGUGGGCUUUCAUCGGCCUCGCCUUGACGGCAGUCUUCUACCACCCGCCUCCACGUGUCAACAGCGCGGGUAUGAGCCGCAGGGAGACUCUUGCGCAGAUCGACUACGUUGGCGGUUUCCUCUCCGUCGCUGGCAUGAUCUUGUUCAUGAUGGGUAUGCAAUGGGGUGGCUACCAGUACAAGUGGUCAAGUGCACACGUACUCGCACCAUUGAUCCUGGGCGUCGCCUUCCUUGUCGCCUUCGUAUUAUGGGAGGCUUACGGAGCAAAACACCCCAUGUUCCCGAAGCGACUUCGCCAAGAGCCUCGCAUUCUUGGUCUGACGCUCGUCAUCACGUUUAUCUCGGGAGCGAACUUCUUCUCUAUCCUCAUGUUCUGGCCUACACAGGCUUUUAACGUUUACGGACAUGACCCAGUGGGUGUUGGUAUCCGAGGUAUUCCAGUCGGUUUCUCGAUUCUGGCUGGUGCUUGUAUCGUUCUGUGGCUGCUGUCGAUGCUUCGUGGCCACAACAAGGAGCUCCUGAUCGCUUCGUCGAUCUUGAUGACUGCGGGGUGUGGCGCUCUUGCAGUUGGUCGCGUCGACAACUUGUAUCAGUUAUGGGGAUUGCUAGUCAUGGCUGGUCUCGGUAUCGGCGGUAUUGUCGUACCGGCAUCUAUCAUCUCCACUAUCAUCUGCCCAGAUGACCUUAUCGCAACCGUUGCAGCUCUUACCCUCGCCAUUCGCGUCAUCGGUGGCUCGAUCGGAUACUGCGUAUACUACAACGUCUUCAUCUCCAAAUUCGUCCCAGCCGCAACUCACUUCAUCGGCGGCGCAAUGGUGACCAAGCUCAACAUCACAUCCCCAGAGAUAAUUGGAGAAGCGAUUGCUAUCACCGGCGCCUCACUGCUACCGGCUCUGCAGGAACUCCCAGGCAUCAAGGAUGUGCCUGGUGCGUACGAAUUGGUUGUUUAUGCUGGGCAACUCGCGUACGCUGAGGCGUACAAGUACGUGUAUUACGUGAGUAUCGCGUUUGGCGGCGUUAGUAUCAUCGCAGCGUGCUUCUUGGGUGAUAUCUCCAAGUACAUGGACGAUCAUGUCGCUGUGGUGAUGCACUAA
This is a messenger RNA of Alternaria atra, 1779 nucleotides long. RefSeq lists its product as uncharacterized. Gene Ontology annotation, molecular function: transmembrane transporter activity. Lineage: Eukaryota; Fungi; Ascomycota; Dothideomycetes; Pleosporales; Pleosporaceae. Bases 1 to 1779 code for a protein of 592 amino acids. The transcript is spliced from 5 exons. Gene Ontology annotation, biological process: transmembrane transport. The record is from RefSeq and is a predicted model, not a curated record.